This is a messenger RNA of Rhinichthys klamathensis goyatoka, 2179 nucleotides long. It is a transcript of the gene opn7b, whose product is annotated as opsin 7, group member b. The transcript is spliced from 6 exons. Gene Ontology annotation, cellular component: membrane. Gene Ontology annotation, molecular function: G protein-coupled receptor activity. Bases 280 to 1485 code for a protein of 401 amino acids. NCBI's taxonomy places the organism in Eukaryota, Metazoa, Chordata, Actinopteri, Cypriniformes, Leuciscidae. The record is from RefSeq and is a predicted model, not a curated record. Gene Ontology annotation, biological process: G protein-coupled receptor signaling pathway; visual perception.
GUGAGGGAGACAGUAAAACGGAGAGACUGAAUCUUUCAUAGUAGGCGUCUCAGAUCGCCACCGCUGUGAUCUGUGUCUCUCAGUAUGUUUCCCACUGCUGCAGUGUAAGUGUUAGCUCGCGCACAAUGACUUCUCAACCUCCUCCUGUCACCACAUUCUCUCCUAUUUUCCUUCCAUUCAAAACAAAAUUGUUCAUUCAAGGCUGAUGGCUCACAGGCGUCAGAUUUUUCCAUAAACUUGCAUCGGACAUAAGGACCACCACUGAAGUCUCUCUGUAAGAUGGAAAACUCAUCUGAAACUAACUUGUUUAUGUCCAAAAUAUCGAAAGAGAAUGACUUGCUCCUGGGAAUCAUCUACACCAUCUUUGGUGUGCUGUCUCUGAUGGGAAACACCACUCUAUUGUUUGUUGCCUAUCGCAAGAAGUCAUCUCUGAAGCCAGCCGAGUUUUUUAUCAUCAACCUCUCCAUCAGUGACCUGGGCAUGACCAUUUUCCUCUUUCCCUUCGCAAUUCCCUCGUCUUUGGCUCACAGGUGGUUGUUCACAGAGGUGAUGUGUAUGUGCUAUGCCUUCUGUGGAGUUUUAUUUGGUCUCUGCAGCCUCAGUAACCUGACCGUACUGUCCUGUGUGUGCUGGCUCAAAGUCUGCUGCCCCAACUAUGGUAAUAGAUUCUCCUCGUCCCAUGCCCGUUUGCUGGUGGUUGGAGUGUGGUGUUAUGCGGCAGUGUUUGCAGUAGGUCCGCUCUCAGGCUGGGGUCAGUACGGGUCAGAGCCUUACGGCACCGCCUGCUGUAUCGACUGGCACGCGCCCAGCUACAGCACACCCGCCAUGAUCUACAUCAUCUGCCUCUUCUUCUUCUGUUACAUCGUACCCUGCACCAUCAUCAUCCUCUCCUACACUCUCAUCCUUGUGACGGUCCGGGGGGCCCAACAUGCAGUGCAGCAGCACGUCUCUCCGCAAAACAAAAUCUCCAACGUGCAAACACUUAUUGUCAAGCUAUCGGUGGCAGUAUGUAUUGGAUUUCUGAUGGCGUGGAGCCCGUAUGCUGUGGUAUCCAUGUGGGCGGCCUUUAGUGAUCCAGACUUGGUACCUCCAUUAGCAUUUGCCCUGGCUGCUAUGUUUGCCAAGUCAUCCACCCUCUACAACCCAAUGGUCUACCUCGUCUUUAAGCCUAGCUUCCGAAAAUCCUUGUGCCGGGAUGCCACAAAAUGCAAGAGAACACUCUGUCCCUGCAUGUGCCAGAAAGACAGCCAACAAAAAAGAACAGCAAACCUUUCAAAACUGAACACAAAGGAUAAGUGUAACCACACAUGGGUCCCUAAUGGACUGAAUGAGAGCCCCCAGACAUGCAGACAUUGUCCAGAAGGACAAACAGGGCAUUACCUGGAUAUCACACCCCAACGGACAGCACGCAUCCUCAUUGGCUCCGCCCACAGUGAGGUGGCAGUCAGCCAGCUCUCCAACGAGAUAAAUAGCGACUUCCUUUAGAGGAAGAGAAACUGAUCAUAGCAAACAUGAAGGAAGGAAGUCAUAAAACAUUAUUUUACCUCAGUACAAUGCUAGGGGAAAUAAGUAUGCUAUAAAGUCUCAUACUUGGUAGCAAAUCUGAAUGGCAAACUUGGACAUGGCAUACAUGCCACCCUCAGAUAUGCCCAAAAAUAAAGAUUCUGUCAUUUUGUACUCUUUCUAAUUUCUUCCAACCCCGUAUACAUGAAUUAUUUUUCCAUAGAACAUAAUAAAAAUGAUAUCAAUGAUGCACAAAAAUCAAUUAUUCAUGAAGUUAUUGAGGUCCAACAUGACAGUAUGCCUCGAAAGGAGCCAUAUUUGACUUGAGCUACAGUGUAUCAGUGAAUAAUGAUUUCAAUUUUGGUGUGUUUCUUACACAAAGCUGUCAUGUGGCUGUGGAAGACUUGAAGUACACAAGAUAUAUGUUGUACUAUAGAGCUUUUUGAUAUUUUUGGUGAUUUUUUUGGUCACCAUGAACUAUGAAAAAGAGCAGCAUGAAGAUUCUUAAAAUUCUUCUUUAAAUAACAUUUUAAAAAUAAAAGCAUACAGGUUUGGAAGGUAACAUAAAGAUGACUGUAAAUAAUGACAAUGUUAAAUUUUUGUAUUAUUAUUUUGUAAAGCAACUGGGUAACCUUUCAUUCAGGCUUUUUGUAGCCAGUUACUGGUUUUAAAAGCA